GUAAGCCACGCCCCCUCGCGAAUGCCCCAGUGCAGCCGAGUUGUUGCACAAAAGCACACUUUGCCCCGCAACUAGACUUCUUAGGAGGAAGGAGAACACACACGAAACAGGUGACGAGGACUGGGCAUAAGAGACGCUUUCAAGAUGCUGCCCAAAGACCUGAAGCAGAUCCGAGUACUAAUACUGAAUGACAAAGAUGAUUUAUCCAGGACCCUGUUCAGACUUGAUCAAGGUUUUGAGCUCCAGUUCCGUCUCGGUCCGAGUCUCCAAGGACGGAAAGUUACGGUGAAAACCAACUACCCGCUGGAAGGAAAGCGGUUUGAACGGAACACUUUCCGUGUUUUGUCCUGGAACGUGUCGUCAGGACGGGAGGACGAUUCUGAUAAGUUCUGCUCUCUGGAUGUCAAAGUGGCCGGUUCUUAUCAGUACUACUUUGGGUUUGGUGACGCAGAAAAGUCGGGAGGAGGCUACAUCGUGAUCAACCCUCUCCUUCACGUGGGACCAGACAACCAUGUCCUUCCUUUGGACUGCGUCACCAUUCAGACAUAUUUGUCCAAGUGUUUGGGGGACUUGGACGACUGGCCAGCCAGACUGAGAGUUGCAAAGGAAUCAGGGUACAACAUGAUCCACUUCACACCUUUGCAGACUCUCGGAGCCUCCAGGUCAUGCUACUCGCUAGCGGACCAGCUCGCCUUCAGCCCCGAGUUCAGCACAAAGGGUCAAAAUUAUAGCUGGGCAAAUGUGGGGGGCCUUGUGGAAAAGCUGAGGAGGGAAUGGAACAUGCUGUGUAUUACUGACGUGGUGUACAACCAUACAGCUGCAAAUAGCCAGUGGAUCAGCGAGCAUCCAGAAUGUGGCUACAACCUGGUCAACUCCCCCCACCUGCGCCCGGCCUGGGUCUUGGACCGGGCCAUCUGGCAUUUAACCACCGGGAUAGUGGACGGAGAGUACAGUGGCCUUUCUGUGGAUGUCACCAAUGAAAGCCAUCUGAAUGCCAUCCGGAGUUUGCUGUGGAAUGAUGUGUACCCUCAGAUCAAACUUUGGGAGUUCUACCAGGUCCAAGUGGACAGUGUUGUGGACCAGUUCAGAACUCUCCUACAGAACGGUGUGAAAGCGGAUAAUAAGACCGGGGAGAGAAAAGGUCUUCACAUCGUCCAGGACGUUGAUUACCGACGUUACGGCAGCACAGUCCACAUGGAUUCCGCCCUGGAAACGUUUGUGCCUCGCAGCUCCUCCCCUCGGGACAUAGAGGAGUGCUGCGGUUUGCUUCGAGAGAAACUGCAGCAGCUCAACGAGGAACAGCAGCACAUUGUGCAUCAGCAUCUUGAGCAGGCGGCCAACUGCAUUGUGGGGAAUAUCACGUAUGAGCGUCUUGCUGAACAUGGACCCAAGUUAGGCCCAAUUAGCAAGAAGGACCCCCUCGUUACCAGGUAUUUCACCUUUCCAUACCAGGACAUGACUUUGGAGGAGGAAAUGCAGCUGCUGGACCAACCAGAGAAGACGUGUAACUUCCUGGCUCACAACGGCUGGGUGAUGGGGGAUGAUCCACUGCGGAAUUUCGCCGAGCCAGGGUCGAACGUCUACAUCCGCCGGGAGCUGAUAUGCUGGGGCGACAGUGUCAAACUUCGCUAUGGCAAGGGACCGGAGGAUUGCCCCUUCCUGUGGGCUCACAUGAGGAAGUACACUGAAAUAACGGCCAAACACUUUCAUGGAGUCAGGCUGGAUAACUGCCACUCCACACCGUUGCAUGUAGCAGAGGCCAUGCUGGAUGCAGCCAGACUGGUCAGACCCAAUUUGUACUUGAUCGCUGAACUGUUCACAGGCAGCGAGCUCAUUGACAAUGUGUUUGUGAAUCGGCUGGGAAUUAGCAGCCUUAUAAGAGAGGCCAUGUCAGCCGGGGACAGCCACGAAGAAGGAAGAUUGGUCUAUCGUUACGGCGGGGAACCGGUCGGAGCUUUUGUCCAGCCCAGUCUCCGCCCGCUGAUGCCCUGCAUUGCCCAUGCCAUGUUCCUCGAUGUCACCCAUGACAACGAGUGUCCCAUACAGCUGCGUUCACCGCUGGACUCGCUGCCCAGUUCUGCAGUCGUCUCCAUGGCCUGCUGUGCGACUGGCUCUACUCGAGGAUAUGAUGAAUUAGUGCCGCAUCAGAUUUCUGUCGUGAAGGAGGAGCGUUUCUACCCCAAGUGGAACCCUUCGGCUUCCCCCGCCUCGGCCGGCGAGGUUGGACCUCAGUCUGGCAUCAUUGCAGGGAAACGGGCUCUCAAUAAAUUGCACCAGGAACUGGCUGCCCAGGGCUUCAUGCAGGUCUAUGUAGACCAGGUUGAUGCAGACAUUGUUGCAAUUACUCGUCACUGUCCCAGCACCCAUCAGUCCGUGGUGACAGUUUGUAGGACAGCUUUCAAGAACCCGAAAACACACCAAUACAGCGCUGAUGUACCGCCAAUGUUUAUUCCUGGGACAAUUGAGGAGGUGGUUUUGGAGGCAAGGACAGUGGACAGACAUGGUGGGAGCUAUGAGAAGGACGACAAGUACAUCAACGGCAUGCCGGAAUACACCGUACAGAUCAAAGAGCACAUCGCAUUGCAGGAGAGCACAGUGGUGAAACAAGCUGAGGUGACAUCUAAAGGUCGAUCGGAGUUUGUACAGGAAAUCACCUUUCAGAAACUGACACCAGGAAGUGUUAUUGCCUUCAGGGUUAGUCUGGACCCCAAAGCCCAGAAAUUGGUUGGGGCAAUCCGAUACAUUCUGUCCCAAUUCAGCCUGAAGUACAGAAAAGGAAGUAUAGCAGAUGAAAACCCAGCGGAGGUCCUGAAGAUGCCUUUGGCACAGCUGAUGUCCAAGCUGUCGCUGGCAGACAUGAACGUCCUGCUCUUCCGUUGCGACGCAGAGGAACAAGAGGACGGCGGAGGCUGUUACGACAUCCCAGGAUGGAUGGCGUUCAAAUACGCAGGUCUCCAAGGACUGAUGUCUGUGCUCGCUGAUAUCCGUGCCAACAAUGACCUGGGCCAUCCUGUUUGUGCCAACCUGAGACAGGGGGACUGGAUGAUUGACUAUGUCUCCAAUAGACUCACACGGCGGGAAGGACCUCUGGCACAGGUUGGCCAGUGGCUGGCCGCCAUGUUUGCUUACCUGAAACACAUCCCACGCUAUCUCAUUCCCUCCUACUUUGACGCCAUCCUCGUAUCAGCCUUCACCACCGCCCUGGAUGCAACCUACAAACUCAUGCCAAGUUUCAUUCAGAGCGGCUCCAGCUUUGUGCGACACCUGGGUCUGGGCUCCCUUCAGAUGUGCGGGGUCGGACGCUUCCCCGCCCUCCCCCCUCUUUCGGUGGACAUCGAGAAUGUUCCGUAUCGCAUCAACCCGAUCACAGGCCAGAAGGAGCAAUGCUGUGUCACUCUGGCUGCAGGUCUCCCUCAUUUCUCCACGGGAAUCUUCCGCUGCUGGGGCCGAGACACUUUCAUCUCUCUCCGAGGACUGAUGCUGCUCACUGGGAGACACACGGAAGCCCGGAACAUCAUUUUGGCAUUCGCAGGGACGUUACGUCACGGUUUGAUUCCAAACCUUUUAGGCGAAGGCCGCUGUGCCAGAUACAACUGCCGUGAUGCUGUGUGGUGGUGGCUGCAGUGCCUCCAGGAUUACGUGAGCCACGUCCCCGAAGGACAGCGCAUUCUCCAGUGUCCGGUCACGCGCAUGUACCCGACCGACGACAGCGAGCCCUGUAAACCGGGAGAAGUGGAGCAGCCUCUGUAUGACGUGGUUCAAGAGAUUCUGCAGCGCCACCUCCAAGGGAUUUCUUUCAGAGAGCGAAAUGCCGGCCCCAAGAUAGAUAUGAACAUGAGAGAUGAAGGCUUCAAUGUAGCUAUCAACGUGGAUCCAGAAACAGGCUUUGUCCACGGAGGAAACCGCUUUAACUGUGGCACGUGGAUGGACAAGAUGGGGGAGAGUGACCGAGCAAGAAACAAAGGCAUACCUGCCUCUCCCAGAGACGGAGCAGCUGUGGAGAUAAUCGGUCUGAGCAAAUCAACGGUCCGCUGGAUUGUGGAGCUUGGUGCCAAAGGACUGUUUCCUUAUGAUGGAGCUAAAGUACACAGAAAUGGCAAAGAGGUGUUCAUUGCGUACGCCCAGUGGAACGAGCAAAUCCAGCAGUCCUUUGAGCCGUAUUUCUGGGUGUCUGGGGAGCCCAUGGACCCCAAUGAAAAACAUCCGGACCUGGUACACAAGAAAGGUAUCUACAAAGAUAGCGUCGGCGCAUCCAGCCCGUGGUGUGACUACCAGCUGAGACCCAACUUCGCCAUCGCCAUGGUCGUGGCACCAGAACUUUUCACCGUGGAUCGAGCCUGGAAGGCACUUGAAAUGGCCGAGAAGAAACUACUCGGACCGCUUGGAAUGAAAACCUUAGACCCUGAUGAUAUGGUCUACUGUGGCGUGUAUGAUAAUCCCUUGGACAACGACAACUACAAUGUGGCAAAAGGCUUCAACUACCAUCAAGGACCAGAGUGGCUAUGGCCUGUCGGGUACUUUUUACGGGCCAAACUCUACUUCGCCAGGAAGCAAGGUGAAGAGACGUACGCCAAGACGGCCACCUUGGUCAAAAAUGUCCUGUCACGUCUUUAUACUCACCUGGAGAGGUCACCGUGGAAAGGUCUGCCAGAGCUGACCAACGAGAACGGCCAGUACUGCCCAUUUAGCUGCGAGACCCAGGCGUGGUCUUUGGCUUGUGUGCUGGAAGUACUGUACGACUUCUAGGCAACGUCGACACGGCCCCACCCCCGUGCACUCGCUCGUUAUUGUGUAGAUCAAUGUAGCGCUUUUCAGUGGUGCAUGUUGACGUCAAAAGGCAAACCGAUGCUACGCUAGAGUCCGUUUAACUGUUGUUGAGGACAUUUUAAUUCACCCUUGUUAAAUACACGUGCGCUCGACCGGAAACAUGUACAGUGGUACCUUGGUGUGUGUUAAGCAGCCAUUCCAAAAGGUCGGACGAAAACCGAAUAGUACGAAAACAGAGCAUUUGAAAAAAUUAUGUCAACACAAAAAAGUUUUACUUGCAAUAAACAAAGCGAAUUGUGGAAAGUUCAUCCCUCAAUCCAUUUUCUGCCGCUAGUCCAGGUUGCGGAGGCAGCAGUCCAAGCAAAGAUGCCCAGACUUCCCUGUCCCCGGCCACCUCCUCCGGUUCCACAGGGGGGACACCGAGGCGUCCCGAAGCCAGCUGUGAGAAGUAGUGCCCUCCUAGGUCUGCCCCGAGGACUCUUUCCGUCUGGACGUGCUAAAAACAUCUCACGAGGCAUCCGUAGUAGAUGCCCGAGCCACCUAGAGACUCUACUCUGAGUCUCUCCCGGAUGACCGAACUCCUCACCCUAUCUCCGAGGUUGAUCACAGAUAUCCUGCGGACCAAACUAAUUUCUGCCACUUGUAUUCGCGACCAGCUCUCACUGGAUCGGUUCGCAGCCGAGUGUUCAGCGGCCGGAAUGAGAAUCAGCCUCUCCAAAUCUGAGGCCAUGGUUCUCAGCAGGAAACCGAUGGAUUGUACAGUCCAGGUAGAGGACGAGACUCUGUCCCAGGUGGAGGAGUUUAAGUAUCUUGGGGUCUUGUUCACGAGUGAGGGAAAGAUGGAGAAGGAAAUCAGCCGGAGAAUCGGAGCAGCUGGGGCAGUAUUGCAGUCUCUCUGCCAGAGCUGAGCCAGAAGGCAAAGCUCUCGGGUCUACCGAGCUAUCUACAUCCCUACUCUCACCUAUGGUCAUGAAGUGUGGGUCAUGACCUAAAGAAUAAGAUCGCAGAUACAAGCGGCCGAAAUGAGUUUCCUCAGAAGGGUGGCUGGCAUCUCCCUUAGAGAUAGGGUGAGAAGUUCAGUCACCCGAGAGAGACUCUGAGUAGAGCCGCUGCUCCUUCGCUUGGAAAGGAGCCAGCUUAGGUGGUUCGGGCAUCUCGUGCGGAUGCCUCACGAGCGUCUCCCUCGUCCUCGUUGCACAUCCCACUGGGAGGAGACCCCGCGGCAGGCCAAGGACCGGAUGGGGGGAUUACAUCUCCUCUCUGGCCUGGGAACGUUUCGGGAUUCCCCAGGAGGAAGUCGCUAAUGUUGCUCUGGAGAGGGAAGUCUGGGGGUCUCUGCUGGAGCUGUUGUCCCCGCGACCCGAUUCCGGAUCAGCGGUUGAAGAUGGAUGGAUGGUAUUCGCGACCUUGUCCUUUCAGUCAUUACCCAAAGUUCAUGACCAUAGGUGAGGGCAGGAACGUAGACUGACCGGUAAAUCGAAAGCUUUGCCUUCUGGCUCAGCUCCUUCUUCACCACAACAGACCAGUACAGUGACUGCAUCUCUGCACCAAUCCGUCUGUCAAUCUCACGUUCCAUUCUUCCCUCACUCGUGAACAAGACCUCGAGAUACUUGAACUCCUACACUUGAGGCAGAGCUUCACUCCCAACUCGGAGGGUGCAGUCACCGAGGCGUCCCCAGGCCAGCUGUGAGACGUAGUCCCUCCAGCGUGUCCUAGGUGCCAAAAACACCUCACUGGCGAGGCGUCCAUGAGGCAUCCGUAGUAGAUGCCCGAGCCACCUAGAGACUCUACUCUUGAGUCUCUCCCGGAUGACCGAACUCCUCACCCUAUCUCCGAGGUUGAUCACAGACAUCCUGCGGAGGAAACUAAUUUCUGCCACUUGCAUUCGCGACCUUAUCCUUUCGGUCAUUACCCAAAGUUCAUGACCAUAAGUGAGGGCAGGAACGUAGCAUCCGUAGUAGAUGCCCAAGGCACCUAGAGACUCUACUCUGAGUCUCUCCCGGAUGACCGAACUCCUCACCCUGUCUCCGAGAUUGAUCACAGACAUCCUGCGGAGGUAACUAAUUUCUGCCACUUGUAUUCGCAACCUUGUCCUUUCGGUCAUUACCCAAAGUUCAUGACCAUAGGUGAGGGCAGGAACGUAGACUGACCGGUAAAUCGACCUUCUUCACCACAGCAGACCAGUACAGUGACUGCAUCUGUCUGUCAAUCUCGCGUUCCAUUCUUCCCUCACUCGUGAACAAGACCUCGAGAUACCUGAACUCCUACACUUGAGGCAGAGCUUCGCUCCCAACUCGGAGGGUGCAGUCCACUCUUUUCCGACUGAGAACCAUGGCUUUGGAUUUGGGGGUGCUGAUCCUCAUCCCAGCUGCUUCACACUCGGCUGAAAACCGCCCAAAUGAACGCUGAAGGUCCCAGUCUUAUGUAGCCAACAGGACCGCAUCAUCUGCAACAAGCAGAGAUGCGACCCUCUGGCCACCAAACUGGAAACUCUCCACACCCUAACUGCACCUAGAAAUUCUGUCUAUAAAGAUAAUGAAUAGGACAGGUGACAACGUCCACUUGUCUGACUUACUACCGGCACAGCGAACCAGAGUCCUGCUCCGAUUGUACAGGGACUGAAUGGUGCGUGGCAACAGACCCUGGACAGGACACUGCAAGGGACACGAUUGAAUGCCGUCUCCAAAUCCACUGGUGGACUGGUUGAGCAAACUCCCAUGCCGCCUCCAGUACCCUAGCAAUAUACAGUUACCGGGGCUGGGGGUAUGGGUGCGUGUAUUGUCCAUAAGCCGGGGGGGUCGCUUCACUCAAAAUUACCGCGGUUUAUCAUCAGUACCGGUAUUCCUUAAACAGAUUAAAUAAGUAAACAAAUAUUUAACACACCUUUUAUUGAAGACUCUUGUUGGCCAAGGUUUUUGCUGCGAACUUUUCUUCAGCUUAAUGAAGUUCCUCACUUACUUUUUCAAAGUGUUGGCACCAGCUUUGACCCCACGGCGGGUUGUUUGGCAGUCGUACUCCAAAAAACCCCGACCAAUUUACCAACGAGUGGAAUUCUUUGAGCAGGUUUUCGCAAAAAAAAACAAGGUACCUCUGUACUGUUUUGAUUGCGGUGCUGCUUUCGUCAACGUCAACUAAUCCCGAAUAAGAGAACCAAGGUAGAGCCUGGAAUAGACACAAUGUUGCCGUGAGACGCGUACAAAAGUACUUUGUCUAGACACCGUCAGUUCCCUUUCGCACGCCGUGAGACCGUUCCACAUUCCAGACCCGUUAGAACCCGGAAGUAACGUUACGUGAUCACCCAACCAAGAGACACGCCGGUGUCGAGCUUCAACUUCUACAAACCCCGUUUCCAUAUGAGUUGGGAAAUUGUGUUAGAUGUAAAUAUAAACGGAAUACAAUGAUUUGCAAAUCAUUUUCAACCCAUAUUCAGUUGACUAUGCUACAAAGACAACAUAUUUGAUGUUCAAACUUUUUUGCAAAUAAUCAUUAACUUUAGAAUUUGAUGCCAGCAACACGUGACAAAGAAGUUGGGAAAGGUGGCAAUAAAUACUGAUAAAGUUGAGGAAUGCUCAUCAAACACUUAUUUGGAACAUCCCACAGGUGAACAGGCAAAUUGGGAACAGGUGGGUGCCAUGAUUGGGUAUAAAAGUAGAUUCCAUGAAAUGCUCAGUCAUUCACAAACAAGGAUGGGGCGAGGGUCACCACUUUGUCAACAAAUGCGUGAGCAAAUUGUUGAACAGUUUAAGAAGAACCUUUCUCAACCAGCUAUUGCAAGGAAUUUAGGGAUUUCACCAUCUACGCUCCGUAAUAUCAUCAAAGGGUUCAGAGAAUCUGGAGAAAUCACUGCACGUAAGCAGCUAAGCCCGUGACCUUCCAUCCCUCAGGCUGUACUGCAUCAACAAGCGACAUCAGUGUGUAAAGGAUAUCACCACAUGGGCUCAGGAACACUUCAGAAACCCACUGUCAGUAACUACAGUUGGUCGCUACAUCUGUAAGUGCAAGUUAAAACUCUCCUAUGCAAGGCGAAAACCGUUUAUCAACAACACCCAGAAACGCCGUCGGCUUCGCUGGGCCUGAGCUCAUCUAAGAUGGACUGAUACAAAGUGGAAAAGUGUUCUGUGGUCUGACGAGUCCACAUUUCAAAUUGUUUUUGGAAACUGUGGACGUCGUGUCCUCCGGACCAAAGAGGAAAAGAACCAUCCGGAUUGUUAUAGGCGCAAAGUGUAAAAGCCAGCAUGUGUGAUGGUAUGGGGGUGUAUUAGUGCCCAAGACACAAGCGCCAUUAAUGCUGAAAGGUACAUACAGGUUUUGGAGCAACAUAUGUUGCCAUCCAAGCAACGUUACCAUGGACGCCCCUGCUUAUUUCAGCAAGACAAUGCCAAGCCACGUGUUACAUCAACGUGGCUUCAUAGUAAAAGAGUGCGGGUACUAGACUGGCCUGCCUUUAGUCCAGACCUGUCUCCUAUUGAAAAUGUGUGGCGCAUUAUGAAGCCUAAAAUAGCACAAGGAAGACCCCCGGACUGUUGAACAACUUAAGCUGUACAUCAAGCAAGAAUGGGAAAGAAUUCCACCUGAGAAGCUUCAAAAAUGUGUCUCCUCAGUUCCCAAACAUUUACUGAGUGUUGUUAAAAGGAAAGGCCAUGUAACACAGUGGUGAACAUGCCCUUUCCCAACUAUUUUGGCACGUGUUGCAGCCAUGAAAUUCUAAGUUAAUUACUAUUUGCAAAAAAAAAAAAAAGUUUAUGAGUUUGAACAUCAAAUAUGUUGUCUUUGUAGUGCAUUCAAUUGAAUAUGGGUUGAAAAGGAUUUGCAAAUCAUUGUAUUCCGUUUAUAUUUACAUCUAACACAAUUUCCCAACUCAUAUGGAAAUGGGGUUUGUACAAGUAUCGACAGUUUUUUAAAAGAUUGACAAACAAGCAAAGUUUUGAGGUCUUACGUUUGAUCCAAUGUCCUCAUUGGUUGCCGGUCUCUAGCUGUUUAGUGUGUCUCCGUUGCAUUUUGGGCCCCCUGCAAAAGGUGCAAAGCGUAAGUAUUUCCAUCAAAUACUUUAUGUUCUGUCCCUCUCAGAUCUUCCCCACAAUCUUGACAUAUGUACACAAUCAGCAUCAAUAAUCAUUUCCCCUCCUCCGUGCUUGUAACUGCCAUCUGUUGCACCUUAUGUUCUGUUUAGCCACUGGAAGAAAGUAGAGAAUGUCUAAUAUAUUAAACAUGUAUACAUACUACUUGUUUGCUCUUGAUUGUACUAAAACCUGCAGGUGAAUAAAUACAUAUGCAGUUAGGGAGUGGUUCUCAAUGACUUUUCCCCCCAGGGAACAACAUUUUUUCCCGCCCCCUGAAGUUAAUGUUUAUUUUUUUAACUGUAUGUGUCAAGAUAGUUGAUUGAU
This is a messenger RNA of Entelurus aequoreus (snake pipefish), 10151 nucleotides long. RefSeq names its product amylo-alpha-1, 6-glucosidase, 4-alpha-glucanotransferase a (gene agla). The record is from RefSeq and is a predicted model, not a curated record. Bases 145 to 4746 code for a protein of 1533 amino acids. The transcript is spliced from 35 exons. NCBI's taxonomy places the organism in Eukaryota, Metazoa, Chordata, Actinopteri, Syngnathiformes, Syngnathidae. Gene Ontology annotation, biological process: glycogen catabolic process; glycogen biosynthetic process. Gene Ontology annotation, molecular function: 4-alpha-glucanotransferase activity; amylo-alpha-1,6-glucosidase activity.